GCGUGCUUGGAUAUAAAGACACAAUGUUAUGACGUCACAAUCGUAUGGAAGACAUGCGUGAUUUGAUACAAACACGGAGUGUUAUUACGUCAUCAUAGAUGAAAGACAGAUGAAAGACGAAAUGAGAUGACAGGGAUGAAGCCUCCUGCUAUCAAACUGAAUUGUGCAGGACCCAUACAACAUGUGAAUACUAAGAACUACUGACAGAACUGAGAAAAGCGAGCAGGAGGAUGUCUAAGGUAAGUCACAGGUAAGUAGGUUUUACUUUGGUUGAAGUUACUGGCUUAAUAUUUUUCUUGUUUCAGAGGUUUUGAACACACAAAUCAGGUAUGUCUCAAGAUAAUAGCAACGCUCCUCAGAGCAGUUUAGGUGUGUCAGAGGAAUCAUGUCGCCUGUAUGUGUCAGAGGAAGCAGCAAAGCAAGACACACAGGAGCACCUACGACAAGUUCAACAGCUGGAAAUCAGAUGCAGAAGCUCACAGGUGCAAAACACUAACUUCCAAUCAAAGGUAAGGGAAUUUGAGUUGAAGUUAAAAAAGGUAAAGGAGGUGGAGACAGAUAUAGCACACACUUCCCAGAAUGUCAUACAACAUCCACUCAAGACCAAGUCAAGUCUUAGGACAGCAGUUAAGUUACUUCAAGUAAAUGAAGAGAAAAAUAAGCUGCAGGCAGAACUGACUCGGGUCUCAAAACUUCUGUCCAAGGAUGAAGGUGUCAGGGACAAAAAUGACCCGUAUGUCAGGAAGCUGGAAGAGGAGAAUUCCAGUUUGAGGGAGCAGAAUGAAAAUAUGACUGCUGAGCUUGCCCACCUCGAAUCCCUCAGAGAGAAACAAAGGCCUGAAAAUAAAAGUCUAAGUUCAGAAGUUCAUGGUCUGAAGGAAAAUGAGGAAAUCUGCACUGCUGAGGUGGCUCAUCUUGAAUCUCUGCAAGAGAAAGAACAAGCAGAGAUUAAUAAUCUGACGGCUGAAGAGUGUGACGUAACACUGAGGCUGGCUGAUGUUGAAUCUCAGAGGGACAAACAACAGGCAGAAUUCGAAAAGUUGAGGUCAGCACUGCAUGAUUGUCAUGAAAAGGAAGACUUUUUGAGUAAGCAGAAUGAGAGCACUGCUGCUGAGCUGGCACAAGUUGAAUCUUUAAAUCAGAAACAAAGUGAAGAGAUUAAAAACCUGAGGGCAAAAUUGGAAGAUUCUCAAGACAAAGAGAAGCUUUUGAAAGAGCAGAAUGAGAAUCUCAUCACAGAAAUGGCUAAACUUGAGUCUGUGAGUAAGACAAAUCAAACAGAGAUUCAAACACAGCAGGAAAAUGAGAAAAUCUUAAAUGAGACCCUCACUGCUGAGGUGGCUCGUCUUGAAUCUCUGCGAGAGAAAGAACAAGAAGAGAUUAAUAAUCUGAGGGCAGCAGAGUGUGAACUAACACAGAAGCUGGCCAAUGUUGAAUCUGUAAAUCAGAAACAAAGUGAAGAGAUUAAAAACCUGAAGACAAAAUUGGUAGAUUCUCAGGACAAUGAGAAGCAUUUGAAUGAGCAGAAUGAGAAUCUCACUGCUGAAAAGGUUCAACUUGAUUCUGUGAAUAAGACAAAACAAGCAGAGAUUCAAACACUGAACGUAGAUGUUCAUGAUCUGAAGGAAAAUGUGAAAAUCCUACAUGAGAAGACAGAGACCCUCACUGCUGAGGUGACUCAUCUUGAAUCUCGGCUAGAGAAAAAACAAGCAGAGAUUUGUAAUCUGAAGGCAGUAGAGCGUAAUCUUCAGUGUCAACUGGAAGAUGCUCAGGAGGUUAAAGAUGACUUAACACAGAAGCUGGCCAAUGUUGAAUCUCAGAGGGACAAAAAACAGGCAGAAAUCGAAAAGUUGAGGUCAGCACUGCUUGAUGGACAGGAAAAGGAAGAUUUUUCAAAUAAGCAGAGUGAGAACACUGCUUCUGAGCUGGCACGAGUUGAGUCUGUAAAUCAGAAACAAAGGGAAGAGAUUAAAAACCUGAGGACAAAAUUGCAAGGUUCUCAGGACAAUGAGAAGCAUUUGAAUGAGCAGAAUGAGAAUCUCAUUGCUGAAAAGGCUCACUUUGACUCUAUGAAUCAGACAAAACAAGCAGAGAUUCAGAAACUUAAGGAAAAUGUGAAAAUCCUAAAUGAGAAGAAAGAGACCCUCACUGCUGAGGUGGCCCAUCUUAAAUCUCUGCAAGAGGAAGACCAAGCAGAGAUUUAUAGUUUGAGGGCAGUAGAGCGUGAUCUUCUGUGUCAAGUGAAAGAGGCUCAAAGGGAUAAAGAUGACCUAUCACAGAAGCUGGCCUGUGUUGCAUCUCAGAGGGACAAACAACAGGCAGAAAUCGAAAGGUUAAGGUCAGCACUGCAUGAUUGUCAGGAAAAGGAUGACUUUUUCAAUAAGCAGAAUGAGAGCACUGCUGCUGAGCUGGCACAAGUUAAAUCUGUAAAUCAGAAACAAAGUGAAGAGAUUAGAAACCUGAAGACAAAACUGGAAGAUUCUCAGGACAAUGAGAAACUUUUGAAAGAGCAGAAUGAGAAUCUCAUUGCUGUAAUGGCUCAACUUGAGUCUGUGAGUAAGACAAAUCAAACAGAGAUUCAAACACAGGAGGAAAAUGAGAAAAUCUUAAAUGAGACCCUCAAUGCUGAGGUGGUUUAUCAUGAAUCUCUGCAAGAGAGAGAACAGGUGGAGAUUAAUAAUCUGAGGGCAGCAGAGCGUGAACUAACACAGAAGCUGGCUGAUGUUGAAUCUCAGAGGGACAAACAACAGGCAGAAAUUGAAAAGUUGAGGUCAGCACUGCAUGAUUGUCAGGAAAAGGACGACUUUUUGAAUAAGCAGAAUGAGAGCGCUUCUGCUGAGCUGGCACAAGUUGAAUCUGUAAAUCAGAAACAACGCGAAGAGAUUAAAAACCUGAGGACAAUUUUGGAUGAUUCUAGGGAAUAUGAGAGGCUUUUGAAAGAGCAGAAUGAGAAUCUCAUUGCUAAAAUGGCUCAACUUGAUUCUAUGAAUAAGACAAAUCAAACAGAGAUUCAAACACUGAAGGAAAAUAAGAAAAUCCUAAAUGAGACCCUCACUGCUGAGGUGGCUCAUCUUGCAUCUCUGCGAGAGAAAGAACAAGCAGAGAUUUAUAAUCUGAGGGCAGCAGAGCACGUUCUUCUAUGUCAAGUGAAAGAGGCUCAAAGGGAUAAAGAUGACCUAGCACAGAAGCUGGCCUGUGUUGAAUCUCACAGGGACACACAACAGGCAGAAAUCAAAAAGUUGAGGUCAGCACUACAUGAUCGUCAGGAAAAGGAUGACUUUUUGAAUGAGCAGAAUGAGAGCACUGCUGCUGAGCUGGCACGAGUUGAAUCUGUAAUUCAGGAACAAAGGGAAGAGAUUAGAAACCUGAAGACAGGAAAUCAGUAUCUUCAGUUCCAAGUGGAUGAGGCUCAGCAACUCAUCUGGAAUAAAGAUGAGAUAAUAACUAAGCAAAAUAUGGAAGCUGCUUAUAAGCAGCAAUUCAUAGACGAGCUUUACACUAUCACAACUGAUAUGAAACAAUCAAUCAUCGAUCUUAAAGCCCAGUUGGAGAGGAGAGAGGAGGAUGAAAUACUAGCUGGAGUGGAGAAUUUCAGAGAGGAAUCCAGGGCUUCUGCUGAAAAUACAGAGCAACUGGAUUCUUCAACACCUCAUGAUGAGGAGCAGAUAGUUGAAAGCCUCCUAGAGACUCCAGCUGACGAACCUCAGCAGAUUGAAACUCCGGCUCCACCUGCGAAGGUUAAGACUAGUCGUUUUUUGCCCCGCUGUGCUAAAGACCUACUGAAAACAGCUUUUCAUGUAGGAAUCGGCACCAUGGGUAUACUUUUUCCGAUGUGGUUCACCUGCAAUGCAAACCCUGAUGGCUGCUACCACCUGAUAGAGCCCCACUGCAGGUUACAACCAGUCCCUCGUCCUUUCUAA
This is a messenger RNA of Thunnus maccoyii (southern bluefin tuna), 3920 nucleotides long. Its product is annotated as interaptin-like. The record is from RefSeq and is a predicted model, not a curated record. NCBI's taxonomy places the organism in Eukaryota, Metazoa, Chordata, Actinopteri, Scombriformes, Scombridae. The coding region runs from base 330 to 3920 and encodes 1196 amino acids. The transcript has a single exon.